UCCUGGCAGGACCGCCUUCGAGCACAAGAAAUGGCGGCCAUGCCAACAGGUUCACCUUUCAUGCCACCAGUGGCAGAGCACGAGGCUCAAACCACAGGUCUUCCUUCACCACCACUGUCAUCGCCUGCGACAGCUAGAAGAUCUCCAUCGUGGCAGGCUUCGGCUCUGGGAAGCGACGCUGGUAGUUCUCGCUCUUCUUCUGUGUCCCUGGGAUUCUCAGACGCAUCGAUGAUAUCUGCACCACUGGAUGACUGCAUCGACUACACCUUUGAACUCGGAGAUCUCCAAGCUCAUUUUGAGGGAACGCAAGACUUGGCGGGAUCAAUGAUCAAUACCGGAUUCGAUCACAUGGCACCCCUAUCCCCAAACAGCAUACCAGGAAUGACUGCAUCAAUACCCUCUUCUCCUUCACUUUCGAUGGCGUCUGACUUGUACAAUCAACCGUUUCCCUAUGACACGAACUCUGUCUCUGGCCUCGAAGCUCUGAUGGACAUUGACUCGAUGCAGGUGAUGGACGCACAUCACGAUCAAGAUGGCACAUACGACUGCCUGAAGGUCGCGAACCAUUGUCUGCAACGUCUCUCAUGGAAUGCAUCACAGCGAUGUGUCCGCGCCAACCCAUGUGGUCCUCAGCCUGUGCCGGUACCUUGCACGCAAGUGGUCGCCGAGAAUAAGCACUGCCUCGCAAUACUAGACAGAGUCCUGGACUGCGCGCCGGCAACACAUCAAGACAUAUUCGUCAUCAUCACGCUGGCUCUGAUGAAGAUCGUAGAGGCUUAUCAAAGCGCUGUGCAUGACAACAUGGCUGUUGGACCUGCUGAGAUCGAUGGAUUCCUCCCAGCGCACGACCCAAGCUAUUACUGUGUCACUCUCACAGAGCCCCCACCACCAUUGCAAUCUAUCAUGGGCGAGCUGCACCGUGUCCAAAGCAUGGUUCGAAGGUUAUCAGAACGACUUGAUACACUCAAUGCACUCUAUAAUGUAGCGGCACACGACCAAUCGCUAUUUGGACCAAGUGGCAGACCUCCAAUGUCACCAGCUACCUUCGAUGCACUUCAUCGAGAUCUCAGACGGUAUCUUGAUGCUGCCUCUUUCAGAACAAUACAGCUGCUCAACGCACUGUAGCCGAAGUCCGCCCAAGAGAAUGUUGGUGCAUGUCUUGUUUUAGGAAGCGAUAGGAGUUUAGUAUCAGUUAACGAAGAUAUGACUGCAAUGUCUAUAUGCAAAUCAACACAUAAUCC
Cercospora beticola is the source of this 1241-nucleotide messenger RNA. RefSeq lists its product as uncharacterized. Gene Ontology annotation, biological process: aflatoxin biosynthetic process; regulation of DNA-templated transcription. The record is from RefSeq and is a predicted model, not a curated record. NCBI's taxonomy places the organism in Eukaryota, Fungi, Ascomycota, Dothideomycetes, Mycosphaerellales, Mycosphaerellaceae. Gene Ontology annotation, cellular component: nucleus. Gene Ontology annotation, molecular function: DNA binding.